AUGGACGUGCAUGUGCUUCAGGCCAACGGCGGGAACCUUCCCUCGAUCAUCUCCCUCGCCGUGCACGCCGCAUUGAAGAAGAUCAAACUUCCGUGUGUUACGUUGUAUGAGACAUCAGGUGGGGUUUCACUCGAAGUGGACCCAAGGAAGGCGUUUGGCAAACCCGUGGAUUGGUCCCGACUUCCGGUUCUUGCCGUGAUGCUGGUAUCGCCCACGCGGCACUACGUCGUGGACCCGACGCUGCCGGAGGAGCUCGCCCUGCCGCAGCAGCUGCACGUGGCGGUAAACGCGGCGGGGCAGGUGUGCCACACACGUUUCCAGCAGCUCCCCUCGCGCCGAGGUAAUGUGUGGCGGUUGGGUGGGCAGCAACAGCAGCCGCCUAGCGGCAUGAAUAUGCCGGACUUCGCCGCCAUGCUGCACGACGCGCCGUACAUUUGCCAGGCGAUGAUCUCUGAGUGCGACGAGGCCCUUCAGAAAGGCGAGUAA
Trypanosoma grayi is the source of this 486-nucleotide messenger RNA. RefSeq names its product exosome-associated protein 1. The record is from RefSeq and is a predicted model, not a curated record. Lineage: Eukaryota; Euglenozoa; Kinetoplastea; Trypanosomatida; Trypanosomatidae. The transcript has a single exon. The coding region runs from base 1 to 486 and encodes 161 amino acids. Gene Ontology annotation, biological process: nuclear polyadenylation-dependent rRNA catabolic process; U4 snRNA 3'-end processing; nuclear mRNA surveillance. Gene Ontology annotation, cellular component: cytoplasmic exosome (RNase complex); nuclear exosome (RNase complex).